AUGGCGCGCGACUGGUGCACUCAAAAUGAAAGAAACAAUUGUCAACUACGCUUACUAGGCCAAAUAAUAAACAAUCCACAGUACAAUCGCCCUAAUGUGUCUGAAGUUGCUGUUCUUAUCACAAACGACUUUGGGGAAAACUCCGAACCACGUGAUGUUAUCGUCAGUACAAAGCACGGCGCGCUUCAACGGAUAUCAGAAUUACAUCAACUUUACAUGCCUUUGCAGUAUCCGUUGUUGUUUCCGUACGGAGAGACCGGGUUCCACGAGCGAAUACGCUACCAUGACAACACCGGACGUGGGGCGACUAAACGACAAUGUGUCACGAUGCGGGAAUACUACUGCUACAGAAUCCAUUAUCGCAACAACGAAGGCACCACCCUGUUAAGAGGCGGUCGUUUAUUCCAACAAUAUUUGGUUGACUCAUACGCAGCCAUCGAAGAACAAAGGUUGCGCUGGAUGAGGAAUAACCAAAAUGAGCUGCGCGUUGAGCUCUAUCAUAAUGUUUGUGACGCUGUGACGCGUGGGGAUACAAAUGCUGAGGCUAUCGGGCAACGUAUAGUUUUGCCGGCAACCUUUAUGGGCAGUCCAAGAUAUAUGAUCCAAAAUUACCAAGACGCCAUGGCUCUGUGCCGUGCUUUUGGGAACCCCGACCUGUUUGUAACGUUUACAGCUAACCCAAAAUGGCCUGAAAUCGAAGACAUGGUAUCUCUCAUACCAGGGCAAAAGUCUCAUGACCGUGCAGAUGUUGUAUCACGCGUUUUUAAGCUAAAGCUGACCUUCUUGAUUGAAGAUAUUAUGAAGAAACAAAUCUUUGGUAGCUGCAAAGCAGUUGUUUACAAAAUUGAGUUUCAAAAACGAGGCCUACCGCACGCGCACCUUUUGUUGUGGCUUAAACAUUCUGCCGCGUCUCGCACGCCUGCUGGUAUAGAUGAUUUGAUUUCAGCAGAGAUUCCAUCAGAAAUUGACGAUCCAUCCGGCUAUAAGGCUGUAACAGAUUACAUGUUGCAUGGUCCAUGUGGGAAUGAUGCGCGCAGCGCUCCGUGUACAACAGAUGGAAAAUGCAUGAAACACUUUUCGAAACCAUUUUAUCGAGAAACGACAAUUGACGAAGAUGGUUACCCGGUUUAUCGACGACGAGAUACCAAGAUCUUCUUUAAGAAGGGCAAAACGAUGCUUGACAACCGGUUUGUCGUCCUAUACAACCGUUAUCUCCUCUUAAAGUACGAAUCGCACAUCAAUGUUGAAUGGUGUAACCAGUCCCGAGCAAUAAAAUACCUGUUUAAAUACUUAAACAAGGGGCCAGACAGGGCUACAAUGGUUGUUCAGGAAAACAUUGGCAAUGAUGGUGAAAAGCGUACACAACAGACUGUUAAGGUCGAUGAGAUUAAAAACUAUCUGGAUUGCCGAUACUUAUCGCCAUGUGAAGCUGUGUGGAGAAUGCUUGCAUUUCCUAUACAUUACUCAUUCCCAUAUGUCAUGAAGCUAACGUUCCAUACACCUAAUCAACAUCUGCUCACAUUACGUGAUUCGGACAGCUUGUCAGCCCUGUUAAACCGGGACGGGAUACAAGACACAAUGUUCACCCAAUGGUUUGCGCUAAACAACAGAGAUGAAGCGGCAAGAAAGUUAACGUACGCCGAGAUACCAACAAGGUAUGUGUGGCAAGAGGAUAACAAGGUAUGGAAAACGCGGUUGGAGCGGACAGCCAUUGGGCGGAUUGUGUAUUGCAAUCCAGCAGCUGGGCCAAAGUAUUAUCUAAGGAUGUUGUUGGGAAUUGUGAGAGGGCCCCGAAGUUUCGAAGAAAUAAAAACGGUCGACGGAGUCGUGUAUGCAACGUUCAAAGAAGCCUGCUAUGCGUAUGGCUUGCUUAAUGAUGACAAGGAGUGGAAUGACACCCUUUCAGAGGCUAAAUUAUGGGCGUCCGGUUCCCAGCUACGGGAAUUGUUUGUUACCAUGUUGUUGUUUUGCGAAGUGAACCGCCCGGCACAACUGUGA
Molecule: messenger RNA, 1998 nt
Organism: Helianthus annuus (common sunflower)
Lineage: Eukaryota; Viridiplantae; Streptophyta; Magnoliopsida; Asterales; Asteraceae
Exons: 2
Coding region: 1-1998 (665 amino acids)
Source: RefSeq, a predicted model, not a curated record